GCGAUACCGCAUCCAUCGAUAUAUCGAACCAGGGUGUUGCCAUCAACAAACCCUUGCUUUGUUACAUCGACUAACAUACAGACCAAUCCAAAUACAGUAUUUUUUAGCAUACUCUCGACUUUACAAUGGUGAGUUUUUGCUGUUCUCGUUUGAUAACAUUGGAUUCCUUCGUUGGUUGAUCAAGCGCAAUGCACACCGAAGCAUCGGUGCCUUUGGUUGGCAUCUAUAGCUUCGAACCCAACCCAACCCUACCCUACCUGCCUCAACUCUCUCACCACGACCCAAUCACACGCAUUGAUUCCCAAUCCAUGAUACCACACGAAACAAUGCGAUGCGAUUCCAUACCAAUCAACAACCGCGGCAGGCGAUACUGUGCAACACGUGCCGGAGCCGAGCCGACGGAACCUUUAUGCGGAUGACCCUGUGCCUCGUUGUGGUCACGGUGGUGGCCCUCGGCGUCGCCUUUGGGGUCUAUGAGCAACAGAAGGACAGCGGACGCUUCGGCGGCCUGCGGUCGUCGAACAACAAGGUCYCMCGGCCCGACCACAACGGAUACGAGGACUACAAGUGGGAAGCCCUGCCCCUSGAGGUCCAGCAGGCGGCGCACGUCCUGGGCUACAACCGCGGKACCUGGAACCACGACGGCCACGCCGAACACUUUGACAAGGAGUGGGACGAUCUGACCAAGGCGCAGCGCGACGCCGCCCGCACGAUGGGCUACGACUCGGAGACCUGGUGCAUCGACUACGACGAGUACGAGAACGAAAUGGAGGAGCGCCGCGAGUUCUACCCCGAGUACGACUGGGACGAGCUCCCGGCGUCGGCCCAGAACGCCGCGAGGCUCUUUGGCUUUUCGCAGUGGGAGUGGGACAACGACGAACCCGUCCUGGCGAUGGACACGGACUGGCCCGAUCUGUCMCCCGAGCUGCAGGAGGCCGCCAAGGAGCUGGGAUACGACGAGGAAUCCUGGUGCGAGGAAUUCGACGAGUACGAGGACGAGGUCCAGAACAACUGGCUCGACGAGGACUGGGCCGACAUGCCUUCCUCGGUCCGGGACGCCGCCACCGAGCUCGGCUUUGACCAGGCCACCUGGGACCGGGGGGGAAGGACCCCCCACUUUGACAAGGACUGGCCCGACCUGACGAAGGCCCAGCAGGACGCCGCGGAGACCCUCGGGUACAACCAGAGGACCUGGUGCGACGACUUUUUCGAGUGGGAGGAGGAGGAGCAAGASGUCAACUGGACCGACGAGGACUGGGAGGACAUGCCGGCGGACGUCCAGGASGCGGCCACCGUUCUGGGCUUUACCCAGCGAGCCUGGGACAACGACGAGAAGAUCCCGCGGUUCGACCGGGACUGGCCCGACCUGAGCGAGGAGGAGAAGUCCGCCGCGCUCAWGCUCGGGUACGACGAGGACCUGUGGUGGGACGACUACAACGACUACCACGCGGCGAACAACGGCAACGACUUUGGGGGGGAGGACUCGUACCCCACACUAGUGGGGGACGAGUGGGAGGACCUCGACUGGGAGGAGCUCCCCCCGGCGAUCUCGUCGGCGGCGCUGSUCCUCGGCUUUGACCGGGAGUCCUGGGACAACGACCGGGAGCCGGAGCACUUUGGAAAGACCUGGUUCGAGCUCACGGACGAACAGCAAAAGGCCGCGAUCACGCUGGGCUACGACGAGGACUCGUGGUGCGACGACUUUGGCGACCGGUGAGYAGCGCCCGCGGACACGAGCAACGAGCCGAGCAAGCGAAGCCAAACCAACAAAAGGCGUGAUACGACCCAAAACGACACACAACCAAAGCACAAGAAAUGCGUCCGUUGUUUGUAGACUUCUCUGCUACGACACAGGGCAGCGCAGCGCAUUUCACGGCAAUAAUUUCUCUGUACAAUAAAUAUUAAAUGACCCG
Messenger RNA from Pseudo-nitzschia multistriata, 1913 nucleotides. The record is from the annotation of a GenBank genome assembly. NCBI's taxonomy places the organism in Eukaryota, Bacillariophyta, Bacillariophyceae, Bacillariales, Bacillariaceae.